AUGGACACAAGCAUGCUUGAAUCUGAAAUAAAGAGGAGAGAAAGAGUAAAUAAUCAUGCAAUUUUGUGGAGAGAAUGGUUUAAAGUUUUUUUGACUGUUGUCGGUGCAAAAGGAGCUCUGCCAGUCCCUUUUAAUCCAAAACUUAAUUUCUUUCCAACACUAACAAUAACUUCAAAAGACGCUCAUCUUUCUGCAUUAUACAAGAAACAAGGAGAUGUAUAUUUUAGAAAAGGAGAAUUUAUGAUGGCUCAUAAAAAAUACACACAAUGUAUUACUCAUGCUCCUGCUAAAAGUGAUUUACUUGCAGUUGCUUAUGGUUCUCGCGGGAUCGUAUUAUGUUUUAAUAAUUAUAUGGAAGAUUGUCUAAUUGAUAUUGAACGAGCAAAGAAACAUGGUUAUCCUAAUAGUCUAAAAGCAGAGUUGUUCAUGUGGAAAGCAGCUGCCAUGCAAAAACUUGGAAAGAAAAAAACAUUAAUCGAUAGAGUUCUUGAUCAAGCUAGUAGAUGGCUUCGAAGUGAUAUUGAUCGGGCAAAAAUAAUAAAAAUAAGAGGAACAAUAAAUUCAAUAAAAUUGUCGGAAAUCAAAAAGUUGAAGUGUUAUAAUCUUGAUUUAACAAAUGAUGCAUUACCACCUUUAAAGUCAAGAAAUCCAACAGUACCUGGAUUAUCCAACUCAGUUGGAUUAAUGUACUCAGAAAAAUAUGGAAGGCAUAUUGUUGCAACUCAAGAUAUUAAAGCUGGUGAUGUUAUUGGCAUUCAAAAGCCAUAUGCAAGUGUUGUAAAGAUGAAUAUGAGGUACAAUAUAUGCUGGCAUUGUAAAGAACAAACUUGGACUAGUAUACCAUGUGAUACUUGUAGCCAAGUUGUAUUUUGUUCAGAUGAAUGUAAAAAACAAGCACAAGAUAAUUAUCAUGAUAUUGAGUGUGUUGUUUUGUGCCAAACAAUGGCAUUUGAUCCACUAACAAAGGGUUUUAUUGAAGGCAAACUUGAUCCAACAAAAUUUGAAAGUGUUUAUGGUUUGUGUGAUCUAUCAUCAUCAUCAACAGCAAAUGACCAAUGUGUUACAUAUGUUGAUGCUAUUAUAAUGUUAUAUUAUCUUGGUAAGAAAAUUGAACUUUUUCAAGAGGAUCGUCCAAUUGAGUUAUUGUCUUUUUUGAUCAGUCAACAAAGUUUCGUUUUAAUUGUUAAAAGAUUUCUAACUCUAGUACAAUAUAAUUCAUGUAAUUAUUCACUAUUAACAAGUAAAAGAAGUCUUACAAUAGCAUCAUUAAUAGAACCAAGUUUCAGCUUUUUUAAUCACAGUUGUUGUUCAAAUGUAAUACGUACUCAUCGUAAUGGAAAUUUAGCUAUUAUAGCCAUACGUCCAAUUAAAGAAGGUGAACAAGUAUUUGCUAAUUAUGGUGCAUAUUGGUUUUGGCAAAGUAGAGAAGAUCGUCAUAAACAAUUACAACGUUUCCAUUUUACAUGUGAUUGUGAAGCUUGUGAGGGAGAUUGGUCAAUACCUGAAGUCCUUAAGACACCAGAGAUAGUUAAGAAUAAAAGCUUUACUCAUGGUGGUCCAUACAUGAAUAAAGAACUUUUAGGAAUACUUCAUGAAUAUAUCACAGUCUGUACAUAUGCUCUUGCUUAUAUUAAACUAAAUAAGGGACGAUAUCAUGUUGCCAAACUUGUUGGUGAUUUUGCCAAAUUUCUUAACAAAGAAUAUAAAAAUUAUAAUAAUCAAUCAUAUGAAGUUUUUAGAGUUGGAAAAUUCAUUGAGGAAUUGUAUAUGUUAUUAGAAAAAUUAUUUUUCUGUUUAUCUGGUAAAAUUGAUUAUCCACCACUUGAAUAA
Aphidius gifuensis is the source of this 1830-nucleotide messenger RNA. Its product is annotated as SET and MYND domain-containing protein 4-like. The record is from RefSeq and is a predicted model, not a curated record. Gene Ontology annotation, molecular function: protein binding. The coding region runs from base 1 to 1830 and encodes 609 amino acids. The transcript is spliced from 3 exons. Lineage: Eukaryota; Metazoa; Arthropoda; Insecta; Hymenoptera; Braconidae.